Messenger RNA from Amaranthus tricolor (Joseph's coat), 1498 nucleotides. RefSeq names its product BURP domain-containing protein 6-like. Lineage: Eukaryota; Viridiplantae; Streptophyta; Magnoliopsida; Caryophyllales; Amaranthaceae. The transcript is spliced from 4 exons. Bases 81 to 1049 code for a protein of 322 amino acids. The record is from RefSeq and is a predicted model, not a curated record.
UUAAUCAUCAUCACUUUGAAAUCAUUUCUCAACUUAUUUAGGUACUCUUUCUUUCAUAUUGUUCGCUUCAAAAAAUCGCUAUGCAUCAUCAACUAUAUUAUUUUAUAACUUUCCUGCUAUGUUGUGUUGUGGUUGAUGCAUCAAGUGGUAAUCAUGAAGCUGAGGAGUACUGGAAAGCGAAACUACCCACUGUUGCUAUGCCAGAAGCCAUCAAGAACAAUUUGCUUUUAUGGAACGGAGAAAAAUCUCUUGUGAAGAAUGGAGGAGAUUUUGAUAGCAAUAUGGGCAAUAUUGAUGAUGUUAUUGUAGUAACGAUCUCAAAAAAGAUAUACGAGAAAAAGGAGCAUGAAAAGUUAAGCCUACGUGCAUGGCUUACAAUGCAUCAUGGUGGAGUUUUUGUGGAGAAAAACCUUCUUGUUGGAAUGAAGUUGAAGCAUGAGUUUCAUAAUAUAGAGAACGUUCCUUUUUUGCCAAAGAAAAUGGAAAAAUCCAUGCCCUUUAGUAAACAUAAAUUUACAAACAUAUUGGAUCGUUUGUCUAUAAAACAUAAUUCUUUAGACGCAACAACAAUGAAUAAGACUAUUUGGCUAUGCUUGGAUAUACCUUUGGAAAAUGAUGAAAAAAGGACUUGUAUUCAAUCAUUGGAGGGCAUGGUAGAUUAUGCAAUAAAAGAGUUGGGAACAAAGAAUUUGAAAGUGUUCACGAUGAAUACCGACGCCAAAUAUCCAAAUGUGAAACAAGAAUAUAUAGUUACUGAAGUAAAGAAGUUGGUAGUACCGGGUAACUAUGCAUUGGGGUGUCAUAAAUUGAGCUACCCAUACGCAGUUUAUCUUUGUCACCGCCAAAAAGAGAUUAGCCAAUACGCUGUGACAUUAAUUAAUACAGUUACAAAGGUUGCCAUAGACAGUAAUGUCAUUUGCCAUAAUGACUUAUAUGCUCCUGAUGUUCCUGCCCUUAGGGAACUUGGAAUUAUGCCUGGUGAAGGACCAAUUUGUCAUCUCUAUGUUGUUGAUGACAUAAUUUGGACUGUUAAUCCAAAUCAAAACUAAUUAUAGUUGCUUAUUCUAAGGUUUAAGUUUAUAUGUUUGGAUCCAUGUGUGUUUGAUGGAUAUUUAUAUGAUAUUUAAAUAUAUCUUUUCUUUUGAGUUAAAAUUUAGUAUAUCUUUGUUUCAUUUUAUACAUACUUAAAUAUGUAGAUAGAGUUUGGAUAUGAUUUUAAGAAAGAGGUCGUAUUCUUAAAGGGGACAGCUCCACAAGUAUGUGAUCCAAAGAGAAACAAUCCAAAUGUGAGUGAUGAUGUGCACAAAGCUCUCAUCAAGGAUUACAAAUGACUGUAUAUUUGCUCGAAUAAUAUGAAUUUUUGAAUACAUGUUUGAUCUAGGUCGUCAUGUUGUGAUAUGUACUUACACUUUGUCAUUUGUUUAAUUGUUUUUAUAUAUUUAUUCUUAGCAUAGUUUGUUACUUGUGAGCUUAGUGCAACUUAUGAGGAGUUGAAUAA